AUGGCCGUGUGUGUCAGCUGUCAACAGCCACUCGUGAUUGAACUCGAGCAUGACGAACAUGAGGACUUCGAAAUGGGAGGCUCGUCCUCUGGCAAAGCUCCCGCUGCCGAGCCGGAAACAAUUCCUGACGAUGUGCUGUUGAACUGCGGAUGCCACUUUCACUGGACUUGCCUCCUUGAAGCGUAUCAAAUUACCGAGUGCCCUAACUGCGGCCGCAAUAUCGCGACGACCUCACAAUCUCUUGGGCCCCAAGUCCUUUGCACGUUGCACAAUGAAGGGGGGUUGGAGGAAAAUGUCGAUAUCUUACCCCUCCUCACGGAGGAGUCGUACCUAAAAGCGUAUCCCGAAGACCGCAAACGCCGCGCCUUUCUCGAAUUCUGCCGCGAGGGCGACCUGGAUGCCAUCGUUUACAUGCUGAAAGGAGAGGACGAGGAGGACGGGGAGGAGGAAGAGGCAGAGACUCAUGGUGGGAAGGUCAAUGUGGACGAGCUUCUACGAUACCAAGAUCCGAUCGGUGAUAUGCAAUCCGCUUUGCACGCUGCAGUACAAGGUGGAAGUCAGGAGGUGGCCUGGUUGUUGCUGCUCCUGGCCAGUAACCUGGAUAUGACCCAAUUCCCAGCGGAGGUGUUUCAAGAGGCUCAGAAGUUGGGAAUUAUGAGGGGCGAUCUUACAGGAAAAGCGGACAUUCGCAGUCUGAAAGACAGCGAUGGCAGAACUGCGGAAGACCUAGCGCGUGAAAUUGGAGGCGUGUGGACUUCUUGGUUGGGCACGGGGCGUCUGAGUUUGGAGGAGUGA
Messenger RNA from Westerdykella ornata, 795 nucleotides. RefSeq lists its product as uncharacterized. Bases 1 to 795 code for a protein of 264 amino acids. NCBI's taxonomy places the organism in Eukaryota, Fungi, Ascomycota, Dothideomycetes, Pleosporales, Sporormiaceae. The transcript is spliced from 2 exons. The record is from RefSeq and is a predicted model, not a curated record.